CAGAGUGUGUUAUACAGGUUGUAGAAUAGCACUGUACUCCCUGGAGUGGUUUUGUAUCUUUAACCUGUUAUGCUUUGAUUGUUCAGCUUGGUCUGGGAGCAAGGGUCACAUAAUUAGAAAGCUGCAGCCUGUGUGUCCUUUGCGAGAGACAUGGAGGACAAGCAAAUCCUGUGCAUCGGCCUUGUCUGUCUCGAUAUAAUCAGUGUGGUUGAUAAAUACCCCGAGGAGGACACUGAUACCAGGUGCCUAUCUCAGCGUUGGCAGAGAGGGGGAAAUGCUUCCAAUUCCUGUACAGUGCUCGCAUUACUUGGGGCACCAUGUGCUUUCAUGGGCUCCCUGGCUCCAGGUCACAUCGCUGACUUUAUAUUGGAAGAUCUGACAAGGUGUGGAAUAGAUGUGACUAAUGUUAUCACUCAGACAGGAUGUUCCUUGCCAACUUCCAUAGUCAUCAGCAACAUAAUCAGUGGAAGUCGUACUAUCCUUCACAUGAACAGGAAUCUUCCAGAUGUGACAGCACAGGAUUUUGAGAAAGUAGACCUCGCCCGGUAUAAAUGGAUUCACUGGGAGGGCAGAAAUGCAAAUGAACAGUUAAAGAUGAUCUCCAGGGUUGAAAAAUACAAUAGUACCGCCCCCAAGGAGCAACGCAUCACUAUCUCAGUGGAGAUUGAGAAAGAGAGAGAGGAACUUUAUCAGCUCUUUCCCCAUGGAGACUUGGUUUUUGUGAGCAAAGAUGUAGCCACAAGUUUGGGUUUUUCUUCUGCCAAGGACGCAGUAAUUGGGUUGUAUCCUCGCGUGAAGAGUGGGGCUUAUAUCGUAUGUGCCUGGGCAGAGAAAGGAGCGGAUGCAAUGGGCCCUGAUGGAACGGUCCUUCAUUCCGAUUCAUUCCCUCCACAUUCUAUCAUUGAUACUUUGGGGGCCGGGGACACUUUCAACGCCUCUUUGAUUUACGCUCUGUCCAUGGGUCAAACCAUGCAGGAUGCACUCACAUUUGGCUGUCAGGUAGCAGGCAGGAAGUGCGGGAUUCAGGGAUAUGAUGGCAUUGUCUGAAGACCUAGACAAGGAAGGACAACAUGACUGAGUGAAGACAAUUUGCUAGAACUAACAAAGGACCAAGUUUUUCAAAUAUGUAGUUGGACCGCAUGUUAAUUGAAACCUUGAUUGGCACUGUUAAAGAAUCAGUCACAUGUGAUCAUGACUACCAUGUAAAAACACACAACUAAUUCCUGCAAUAAACUCAACAACUGGG
Molecule: messenger RNA, 1246 nt
Organism: Pelobates fuscus (common spadefoot toad)
Lineage: Eukaryota; Metazoa; Chordata; Amphibia; Anura; Pelobatidae
Gene: KHK
Product: ketohexokinase
Exons: 8
Coding region: 151-1047 (298 amino acids)
Biological process (GO): fructose metabolic process
Molecular function (GO): ketohexokinase activity
Source: RefSeq, a predicted model, not a curated record